Molecule: messenger RNA, 1234 nt
Organism: Salpingoeca rosetta
Lineage: Eukaryota; Choanoflagellata; Craspedida; Salpingoecidae
Product: ribose-5-phosphate isomerase
Exons: 9
Coding region: 107-874 (255 amino acids)
Biological process (GO): D-ribose metabolic process; pentose-phosphate shunt, non-oxidative branch
Cellular component (GO): intracellular membrane-bounded organelle
Molecular function (GO): ribose-5-phosphate isomerase activity
Source: RefSeq, a predicted model, not a curated record
UUUCCCGGCGCGUGCACUGAAGAGAAAGGAAAGAGAGGACAGCCGAAAGAGCAAGCAAACAAGCAAGCAAGGAAGCAAGCGAGCGAGUGAGGAAGCAAGCGAAACGAUGCCCGUUCAACCAGUGCAGGUGGCUGUCGCUGCUGCAGCCUUGGCUGGCAAGAGCGCCAAGGAUGCCGGCAAGCUACGCGCUGCAUAUGCUGCUGUCGAUCGCCACGUCAAGGACAAACAAGUGAUUGGCAUUGGAAGCGGAUCAACCAUUGUCUUUGCUGUGGAUCGGCUGGCAGAGCGCGUGCGCGAGGAGAACCUGACUGUACAGUGCGUCCCCACAUCGUUUCAAGCCAUCCAAUUGAUCCGCCAGCACAACUUGCCCCUCUCCGAUCUCUCCGCUACUCCAAAGAUUGACGUCGCCAUCGAUGGCGCCGACGAAAUGACCCCGGAUCUCGCCUGCAUCAAGGGUGGCGGCGGCUGUCUGGUGCAGGAGAAGAUUGUGGCAUACAACAGCGAUACAUUUGUCCUCAUCGCCGACGGUUCCAAGGAAUCUGAUGCACUCGGCACCAAGUGGACACGUGGCGUGCCCAUUGAAGUCAUUCCCAUGGCCUACGUUCCAAUCCAGAAGCAGCUGGAAGGGAUGGGAGCAACCGCCAAACUGCGCAUGGCGACAAGCAAGGCCGGGCCCUGCGUCACAGACAACGGCAACUUCAUCAUUGACGCCCACUUUGGCGCACUGCAAGGGGACUCGCUUGCCCCAGCUGCCCUUGAAAAGACGCUGUGCAUGAUCCCCGGCGUUGUUGACUGCGGCCUGUUUGUUGGCAUGGCCAAGGAGGCCUUCAUUGGGCGCGAAGAUGGCACCGUCAUGCACUACACGCGCGACUGAGCUGCCUCGUCAACGUUCACAACGCAUUUGCUGGUUGUGUGUGAGUUGAUAUGAUCACGCAUCAGCCGUGGAAACUGUUGGUGGUGGUGCGCGGGGGAUGUGAGUUGGCCAACAACCAGCGUGCACGCAGAUCCCGCUCCGCCUCCCCCCUUUUCUUUGUGCUUGCGUCCUGGCAUGUGUUUUGUUGCUUCCUUGCUUGCUUGUCUGUUGGCCGGUUACAUCCAUCCUCUUGGCCUGCCUCUUCCAAUGUUGCACUUGUUGCGCGGUUCUUGCUCGAUCUGUGACUGCUCUUGGUGUUGCUGUGCUCUUGUGCUCCCUCUCACGCCGCCUCCGUGGCGAAAUAAACGCUCACACCUGCUA